Messenger RNA from Beta vulgaris subsp. vulgaris (sugar beet), 789 nucleotides. RefSeq lists its product as uncharacterized. Bases 1 to 789 code for a protein of 262 amino acids. The record is from RefSeq and is a predicted model, not a curated record. Lineage: Eukaryota; Viridiplantae; Streptophyta; Magnoliopsida; Caryophyllales; Amaranthaceae. Gene Ontology annotation, molecular function: catalytic activity. The transcript has a single exon.
AUGCCUAUUUCAUGUUUAAUUUGGAAUGUUCAAGGGGCGGGAAGUCGUGCCUUUAUGGCUGCGUUAAAAGAAAUUCUAAAAAGGAAUAAGCCUAAUAUUGUAGUGUUGGUUGAGACCCAUAUGAGAGGUGACCACGCGGAAAAACUUGCUAGGGUUAUUGGUUUUAGUGGUCACACUAGAGUCGAUGCAGUUGGUUUCUCUGGUGGAAUUUGGGUUUAUUGGCGUCAAGAAGAGGUCACUGUUGACCUUAUCAUAAAGCAUGAUCAGUUUAUUACUAUGAAUGUGACUCGCGUAGGUUCGUUUCCUUGGUACUUUACUGCAAUAUAUGCGAGCCCGGACCCGACUAAGAGGCAAAACCUCUGGACUGAACUAAGGGAAUUUGCGCACCAUAUGAAGGAGCCAUGGCUCCUUGCAGGGGAUUUCAACGAGACCCGCUACCCAUCUGAGAGAAGUAGUGCUUGCCACGAAACCACUCGGUGCUCUCAAUCCUUCAAUACAUGGAUAGAUGAUUUAGAAUUAAUUGAAGUUGAAUUUUCUGGGUCCCUUCACACUUGGGCUCGAGGCUUAACUCCGGAUACUCGUCAGAGUGCUCGGUUAGACAGGGCCCUUUGCAAUGGUCCUUGGGGUUUAAUGUUUGAAAAUGCUAAGCUUCGCCACCUUCCGGCUAUCCAAUCUGAUCAUACUCCCCUGCUCAUUUCCCCUAAUGGGUUUAUUCCACUUCAGAGUAUUCCCAGGCCUUUAAGUUUCAAGCGACGUGGAUGUCUCACGAAUCUUUCAGAUCUUUUUUAG